AUGGCUGCUGCAUCAACUGAGGUCAACAUCGACGAUGAAGAGAGCGACAGUGGAAUGGUCGUCGUGCAGUCGCCAGCACCAGUGCCCACCGUUGCUGUCCAACAGGUACCGCAACAAACCGGUAAACAUCCAGGGCAGACAUCGGUUCGCAUUCAAACGAGCAAGCGAAAGCGCAAACCAACACCGCCUCUUCCGGUUGAACUAAUUCGACCGCCAGUGCCGAUGCACAAGGAAGAAGUAAUCGCAACCACCGUUGGCGAGAAUCCCGGACUGUGUGCCUUCCUCUUGACCAUUAUUUCCGUUGUUCUGAUCAUUGUGACGCUGCCCUUUUCGAUGUUUCUUUGCAUUAAGGUUGUUCAGGAGUACGAACGUGCUGUCAUCUUCAGACUAGGCCGUCUGGUGAAGGGCGGCGCCAAGGGACCGGGAAUCUUCUUCAUAAUUCCAUGCAUUGACAGCUACUGCAAAGUCGAUCUGCGAACGGUCUCAUUUGAUGUCCCACCACAGGAGAUUCUGAGUCGAGACAGCGUCACCGUUGCAGUCGACGCCGUCGUCUACUAUCGCAUCAGCAAUGCUACCGUGGCGGUGUCCAAUGUGGAGGACUACGGCAGAUCGACCCGUCUGCUGGCGGCGACCACCCUGCGAAACGUCCUCGGCACGAAGGACCUCUCACAGAUUCUCAGCGAACGAGAGUCGAUCUCGCAUGUGAUGCAGUCCAGUCUCGACGAGGCCACCGAUCCCUGGGGCGUCAAGGUCGAACGGGUGGAGAUCAAGGACGUCCGUCUGCCCGUGCAGCUGCAGCGGGCCAUGGCCGCAGAGGCAGAGGCGGCUCGCGAGGCUCGCGCCAAGGUCAUCGCCGCAGAGGGUGAGCAGAGAGCAUCGAAGGCGUUGAAGGAGGCCGCCGAGGUGAUGACGCACAAUCCGGCCGCACUGCAGUUGCGCUACCUGCAGACGCUGAGCUCCAUUGCCGGCGAGAAGAACUCCACCAUCGUCUUCCCGAUUCCAAUGGAGCUAUUCAGAUCAGUUCUGAAGCCUGAGCGAACGGCAACACCGCAGCCGCCGCCGCCCCCUCCGCAAUCGAUGGCAUAG
Messenger RNA from Rhagoletis zephyria (snowberry fruit fly), 1086 nucleotides. Lineage: Eukaryota; Metazoa; Arthropoda; Insecta; Diptera; Tephritidae. The record is from RefSeq and is a predicted model, not a curated record.